CUUCGUUCCUCACCACCACUACCCCCGUCGUACAACCCUCCACGACCGACCCGCAAACAUGCGCACCCUCUCGCCAGUCCUCGCCUCUCUGGCGAACGUCUUCCGCAUCCCGAUCUCCCAGACGCCCACCCGCCCAGCCAUCAGCCGGAUCACCAACGAGGUCCUGAAAUCCUCCACCACUCCCAUCACCGCCGCCGCCGCCUCCUCCGCACGCGCCUUCUCCACGACCAACGCCCUCCUGAAAAGAAAAGAAGCCAACAAGGGAAACCAGAAGAUUACCCUAAUCCGCUACUUCCUCCACCACCCGCUCACCCCGCGCCCCCUCCGCUUCUCCCGCACGCGCUACCUCCGGCACUGGACCAUCCACCGCGCCUGGAACCUGUACCAGGCGAACCUGCGCCGCAAGAACGAGCUGGAGCUGCAGCGCCAGUGGCAGGCCAUGCAGUCUGCGUGCGAGGAGCUGCGCGUCGGCGCCGGCGACGGCGGAAAGCUCUUCCGCAAGAGCAUGAUCAAGACGGCUAUCUUUAAGGAUAUGUUCCCGAUUGAGUAUGGGCGUUUGCAGACUGAGGGGCCUUCGAAGGAGGGGUGGAAUCAUGAGUGGAAGAGGGAUUGAUUUGAUUGAUUUAGUUGAUUGAUACUUUCUUUUUUUUUCCCGGGGGGGUUGAUUGCGGUCGUGGAUGGAUGGAUGGAUGGAUGGAUGGAUGUGGGAGACUGGUCUCUUAUCUAGAGCUCUAGAGGGUUUGGAGGGGGUAUGUUUUAGUACCCUGAUUUUUUUUUAUCUAUGUAUCUAUCCAUGUGUGUUUGUGUUUAUUUGGUUUGUUGGGAUGUAUAAUAUGUAUCUUUUCUCUCUUUUUAUUGGGGAUUUGGAUUUGAAAGGUGGUG
Molecule: messenger RNA, 882 nt
Organism: Aspergillus heteromorphus CBS 117.55
Lineage: Eukaryota; Fungi; Ascomycota; Eurotiomycetes; Eurotiales; Aspergillaceae
Product: mitochondrial 54S ribosomal protein mL40
Exons: 2
Coding region: 59-613 (184 amino acids)
Biological process (GO): mitochondrial translation
Molecular function (GO): structural constituent of ribosome
Source: RefSeq, a predicted model, not a curated record